Neolamprologus brichardi is the source of this 2184-nucleotide messenger RNA. RefSeq names its product desmin a (gene desma). Gene Ontology annotation, cellular component: sarcolemma; cell-cell junction; Z disc. Lineage: Eukaryota; Metazoa; Chordata; Actinopteri; Cichliformes; Cichlidae. Gene Ontology annotation, molecular function: structural constituent of cytoskeleton. Gene Ontology annotation, biological process: intermediate filament organization; skeletal muscle organ development. The record is from RefSeq and is a predicted model, not a curated record.
UGCACUCAGUGGCUGGCAUUUCUUCACUUAGUUUUCUUCCCAGUUGCCCAGUGGGACAGUUGGGUCUCAGCACCUCAAGCGGUUCCAUCAAAUCCACAACUCAACCAACAACUCAACCAGCCAUGAGCAAGUCCUACAGCUCCUCAGCCCAGAGUGCUUCCUCGUAUCGUCGCACCUUUGGCUCUGGUGUUGGGUCAACACCACUGUCAUCGAUGUUCUCUUCCUCUCUAGGAGGAGCCCACAGCUCCGCUUCCAGCCGUAUGUCUAGCAGAGUCUACGAAGUCAAGAGCACCGGCAUUCCCUCUUAUUCUAGCUUCAAGUUGUCUUCUGGGGCCGGGCUCGGCUCCUCCACGGCCAUGCGCACCUAUGCCGGGGAGAAGCUCGACUUCAACCUUGCAGACGCCAUGAACCAAGACUUCCUCAACACAAGGACCAAUGAGAAGGCCGAGCUUCAGCACCUCAAUGACCGCUUUGCUAGCUACAUUGAGAAGGUGCGUUUCCUGGAGCAGCAGAAUGCCGCGCUGACAGUGGAGAUCGAGAAGCUCAGGGGCCGCGAGGGGCCUGGGCGUGUGGCUGAGCUGUAUGAGGAGGAAAUGAGGGAGCUGAGGAGGCAGAUAGAGGCCCUCACCAACCAGCGUUCCAGAGUGGAGGUGGAGAGAGACAACCUGGCUGAUGACCUGCAGAAACUUAAGCUCAGACUGCAAGAAGAGAUUCACCAGAAGGAAGAAGCUGAGAACAACCUGUCUGCUUUCAGAUCUGAUGUGGACAGUGCCACUCUCGCUAGGCUGGACCUGGAGAGACGUAUUGAGAGUCUGCAAGAAGAGAUUGCCUUCCUCAAGAAGAUUCAUGAAGAGGAAAUCCGUGAGCUGCAGAGCCAGAUUCAGGACACUCAGGUGCAGAUCCAGAUGGAUAUGUCUAAGCCCGACCUCACUGCUGCUCUGAGGGACAUCCGCAUGCAGUACGAAGCCAUUGCUGCCAAAAACAUUGCAGAGGCUGAAGAAUGGUACAAGUCUAAGGUGUCUGAUCUGAACCAGGCCGUGAACAAGAACAAUGAUGCACUGCGUCAGGCCAAGCAGGAAACCAUGGAAUUCAGACACCAGAUCCAGUCCUACACUUGCGAGAUUGACUCACUGAAGGGCACUAAUGAGUCUCUGCUGCGCCAGAUGAGAGACAUGGAGGAUCGCAUGGCCCGCGAGGCUACUGGUUACCAAGAUACCAUUGCACGGCUCGAGGAAGAUAUUGCUAAGAUGAAAGAUGAUAUGGCCCGCCACCUGAGGGAGUACCAGGACCUCCUCAAUGUGAAGAUGGCCCUUGAUAUUGAAAUUGCCACCUACCGCAAGCUGCUGGAAGGAGAGGAGAGCAGAAUCACUACCACCAUACCUGUCCAGUCUGCUUAUUCUUCCAUUGGAUUCAGAGAGACCAGUCCUGAGUCCCAGCAUCAGCGCUCAUCAGAGGUUCACUCCAAGAAGACUGUUGUCAUCAAGACCAUUGAGACCCGCGAUGGAGAGGUUGUCAGUGAGUCGACACAGCACCAGCAAGACAUCAUGUAAACAAGAAGAAACAACGUCACCAAUAAUGAAAUCUUUUCCUAUUAGAAUUACAAUGAUUAAUAAGCUGUGCCUACUUUUAGAUACAAAAUGCUGACCAUUUUAUGUAACCAGUCAUGGAAGUGAAAUUUAACCACUGUACAUCCAUACAUAAAUUACUUUAAGCGUCACAGGAAAGACGCAGUGUAGAGGCACAAUGCCUUCAGCCUUGUUUUAAAUGAAGGGCAUUCCAGGAUGUUUUUCUUUAUUUGUGUUACUUUUCGCUGCAAACAAAAGUAUCUUGCAUCUAUCUUGUCUGCAAAAAUAUUUUAGUGGUAAGAGUAAUGUUUCAAAUGAAUACAGCUCGUACUGCCGAAUUAUCCCAUCAUCCGCUGUAAGAAUCAAUGGCAGAUAAAUUUCACUGUGUGUAUUUCAGGAUUUUUACAUGUGUAUGCACAUCGAUUGAUUAAGAUAGGCUAUCUCUGUAACGGAUUCAAGGAAAGUGAGAUGUUGGUUUGAAAAGGGAGCUCAGUUGUGUUUUGACCUUUGAGCUCUCCAGCAUGUGCUACGUGUCUGAUGGUAUGUGUAUGAGUAACCAUGGUAUCCUCCUUCGCUCUGACAAAAACUCAAAUAAAAGAUUUCACUUGCUGGGCAGAAA